This is a messenger RNA of Euleptes europaea (tarantolino), 2391 nucleotides long. It is a transcript of the gene MARK2, whose product is annotated as microtubule affinity regulating kinase 2. The record is from RefSeq and is a predicted model, not a curated record. The coding region runs from base 68 to 2311 and encodes 747 amino acids. Gene Ontology annotation, molecular function: ATP binding; protein serine/threonine kinase activity; tau-protein kinase activity. Gene Ontology annotation, biological process: protein phosphorylation; microtubule cytoskeleton organization; intracellular signal transduction. NCBI's taxonomy places the organism in Eukaryota, Metazoa, Chordata, Lepidosauria, Squamata, Sphaerodactylidae. Gene Ontology annotation, cellular component: cytoplasm. The transcript has 19 exons.
AUGGAAGAGAAUUAAUGGGCUACCGGCCUUGGGACAUCCGGAGUCCAAGCCAAGCACAAAGUCCAACAUGCUGCGCGGCCGUACCUCGGCCACCUCUGCAGACGAGCAGCCGCAUAUUGGGAACUACCGCUUGUUGAAAACCAUCGGCAAGGGGAACUUCGCCAAGGUCAAGUUGGCACGGCACGUCCUGACGGGGAAAGAGGUGGCCGUGAAAAUCAUUGACAAGACGCAGCUGAACUCAUCCAGCUUACAGAAGCUCUUCCGGGAAGUGCGAAUAAUGAAGGUUUUGAAUCAUCCCAAUAUAGUUAAAUUAUUUGAAGUUAUAGAGACAGAGAAGACGCUGUACCUCGUCAUGGAGUAUGCCAGUGGGGGUGAGGUUUUCGACUACUUAGUAGCCCACGGAAGGAUGAAAGAGAAGGAAGCACGGGCAAAAUUCCGACAGAUAGUGUCUGCUGUGCAGUACUGUCACCAAAAAUUUAUUGUACAUAGAGACUUGAAGGCAGAGAAUCUGCUCUUAGACGCCGACAUGAACAUUAAAAUUGCAGACUUCGGUUUCAGCAACGAGUUCACGUUCGGCAACAAGCUUGACACGUUCUGCGGGAGCCCCCCGUACGCCGCGCCCGAGCUUUUCCAGGGCAAGAAGUACGAUGGGCCCGAGGUAGACGUAUGGAGCCUGGGGGUCAUCCUCUACACACUGGUUAGCGGCUCGCUGCCCUUCGAUGGGCAGAACCUCAAGGAGCUGCGAGAACGGGUCUUGAGGGGGAAGUACCGGAUCCCCUUCUACAUGUCCACAGACUGCGAAAACUUGCUGAAAAAAUUCCUCAUCCUUAACCCUAGCAAAAGAGGCACUUUAGAGCAAAUCAUGAAAGACCGCUGGAUGAAUGUGGGGCACGAGGACGACGAACUGAAGCCUUAUGUGGAGCCUCUGCCCGACUACAAGGACCCCAGGCGGACAGAGCUCAUGAUAUCCAUGGGAUACACCCGCGAGGAGAUCCAGGACUCGCUGGUCAGCCAGAAGUAUAACGAAGUCAUGGCUACAUAUCUGCUGCUAGGAUACAAAAACUCAGAGCUUGACAACGACAGCAUUACCCUGAAGCCGCGGCCCCAGCCCGACCUCACCAACAGCACCGCCCCCUCCCCGUCACACAAGGUACAGCGCAGCGUCUCGGCCAACCCCAAGCAGCGGCGCUUCAGCGACCAGGUACCGACUAUCCCGACAUCCACUUCAUACUCCAAGAAAACACAGGCAGCCAAUGCAGAGAACAAGCGGCCCGAAGAAGAGCGGGACCGGAAGGCUAGCAGUACCGUCAAAGUGCCGGCCAGCCCGUUGCCGGGCCUCGAGAGGAAGAAGAGCACCCCCUCCCCCUCCACAAACAGCGUCCUGUCGACCAGCACGAACCGGAGCCGGAAUUCACCGAAUCUGGAGCACACCAGCUUGGGCCAAAACUCCAUCCAGAACGGCAAAGAUAGCCUAACCACUCCAGGCUCCAGGGCUUCCACUGCUUCAGCCUCUGCCGCCGUGAGCUCCGCGCGCCCGCGCCAGCAUCAGAAAUCCAUGUCUGCCUCGGUGCACCCUUCCAAGCCCGUGCUGCCCCCCUCCGACAAUAACUGUGAGGUGCAGCGACCCAGCACUGCGCCUCAGAGAGUCCCCGUCGCCUCCCCCUCCGCCCACAACAUCAGCAGCGCCCUCCCUGAGCGCACCAACUUCCCCCGGGGAGUCUCCAGCCGUAGCACCUUCCACGCAGGGCAGCUCCGGCAGGUCCGGGACCAGCAGAACCUCCCCUACGGCAUGACGCCCGCCUCGCCCUCCGGGAACAGCCAAGGCAGGAGGGGUGCCUCGGGAAGCAUCUUCAGCAAGUUCACUUCUAAGUUCGUGCGCAGAAAUCUGUCUUUCAGGUUUGCCAGAAGGAACCUGCAUGAGCCCGAAAGCAAAGACCGUGUGGAGACGCUCAGGCCCCAUAUGGUCGGCGGCAGCGGGGACAAAGAGCGGGACGAGAACCGGGAGGCCAAGCCGCGCUCGCUGCGCUUCACCUGGAGCAUGAAGACGACCAGCUCCAUGGAGCCCAACGAGAUGAUGAAGGAGAUCCGGAAAGUGCUGGACGCUAACAACUGCCAGUGCGAGCUGCAGGAGAAGUACAUGCUCCUGUGCAUGCACGGAGCGCCGGGCCACGAGGCCUUCGUGCAGUGGGAGAUGGAGGUGUGCAAGCUCCCACGCCUCUCGCUCAACGGCGUCCGCUUCAAGCGGAUAUCCGGCACCUCCAUGGCCUUCAAGAACAUUGCCUCAAAAAUCGCCAACGAACUGAAGCUUUAACAAGCCCCCCCGGGGGGGGGGCGGCCUGCACGCGCAUGGGGGUGGGGUUUAGGAGUAAAGCUGCAAUUUUAACUCUGGAA